Messenger RNA from Gopherus flavomarginatus (Mexican gopher tortoise), 1184 nucleotides. RefSeq names its product CD81 molecule (gene CD81). Gene Ontology annotation, cellular component: membrane. The record is from RefSeq and is a predicted model, not a curated record. The transcript has 8 exons. NCBI's taxonomy places the organism in Eukaryota, Metazoa, Chordata, Testudines, Testudinidae. Bases 277 to 1011 code for a protein of 244 amino acids.
GAAGUUUGGGCUGGCCGCCCCCAGGAGGCGGUAGCCUCCUCUGUAAAAAUGGCCUGCUGCGGCUGAGUGGGAGGAUCCUGGCUUAGCUACAGAGCCCGCGGGUGGGUGUCUGUAAUUGAAUGAGGGAGGAGAUAGAGAAGAGAAGCAGCCUAGCACCUAGCCAGUCAGCGGAAAUCCCAAAAGAAAACACAGAGGACUACCCUCUGCAAUAGCUGCGGCUCCUUGUUCGUACGCGCUGAUUUACCAGGCCAGCUCUGCCCACAGCAAUCUGCAGCAAUGGGCGUGGAAGGCUGCACCAAGUGCAUCAAAUACCUGCUUUUUGUCUUUAAUUUUGUCUUUUGGCUUGCAGGAGGAAUCAUUCUUGGUGUGGCACUCUGGCUCCGUCAUGAUUCGCAGACCACAAAUAUCCUGUACUUGCAUCUAGGUGACAAGCAGGCCCCUAAUACAUUCUAUAUCGGGAUCUACAUCCUGAUUGCUGUUGGUGCAGUGAUGAUGUUUGUGGGGUUCCUGGGAUGCUAUGGUGCUAUCCAGGAGUCCCAGUGCCUUCUGGGAACGUUCUUCACUUGCCUGGUGAUCCUGUUUGCUUGUGAAGUGGCAGCUGGAAUCUGGGGAUUCGUCAAUAAAGACCUGGUUGCCAAAGACGUGAAGCAGUUCUACGACCAAGCAUUGCAACAAGCGUUGCAACAAGACCUGUCAGAUUCUGAUGCAACUAAUGCAAAAACUGUGGUGAAGACCUUCCAUGAAACGCUGGAUUGCUGCGGUGCAAACACCAUGAUGGCCAUAGGCGCCUCAUUCAUCAAGAAUGAUCUCUGUCCAAAGGAAAAAACCUUGUUGGAAACUCUUGCCCAGGGUCACCUGCCCCAGGAUUGUCAUAAGAAAAUUGAUGAGCUGUUCUCAGAGAAGUUGUACCUGAUUGGUAUUGCAGCCAUCGUGGUAGCUGUGAUCAUGAUCUUCGAAAUGAUCCUGAGCAUGAUACUGUGCUGUGGCAUAAGGAAUAGCACCGUGUAUUGAGAAGUGGAGAGUUGGGGGGGAAGGUUGGAGAUGACCGUGCAAAAGGGACCCCAAGUGCCACCAAGUGACCAGGAGACAUUUCAACAAAAGACAAAGAAAACUAUGUAUAUAAAUACUUCCAAUAUUACCAUACAGUACUUAUCAUUGUUACUUUAAACUACUUUUUUUUUUUU